AUGCCUACACCAGGAACAUUCUACUGUGUACCAAAAUUACACAAACUGCCUAAACUGAUAGCCGAUGCGACUAAACCAAGAACGCCCCUACUCGAUACUCUUACUACCAUCUACGAACUAGCCAAAUCGCUCAACAUUAGACCACCAGGCAGACCCAUCAUCUCCGGCAGAGGCACACUGACAGAACAUUUAUCCGGAUAUGUCGAUUCAAUCCUUAACCCUCUUCUACACAAUAUUCCCAGCUACACACAGGACUCCACCCAUUUUCUUCGCAAGAUCAAUGAACUGAAAGAACUUAAAACUGAUGCUAUGCUUGUCACUUUGGAUGUCUCUUCCUUAUAUACCAAUAUCCCCCAUAACGAAGGUAUAGUUGCUUGUAGGAAUUUCCUCACUAGACAUAACACCGGACACAACAUAGAUAAUAUUUGCACUAUCAUUAAUUACAUCCUAAAACAUAACUACUUUACAUUUAAUGGGAAAUACUAUCUACAGACUAAAGGUACAGCUAUGGGGACUAAAAUGGCUCCUAGUUAUGCCAACAUAUUCAUGGCCACUUAG
This is a messenger RNA of Anneissia japonica, 558 nucleotides long. RefSeq lists its product as uncharacterized. The transcript has a single exon. The coding region runs from base 1 to 558 and encodes 185 amino acids. NCBI's taxonomy places the organism in Eukaryota, Metazoa, Echinodermata, Crinoidea, Comatulida, Comatulidae. The record is from RefSeq and is a predicted model, not a curated record.